Camelina sativa (false flax) is the source of this 1104-nucleotide messenger RNA. Its product is annotated as protein HEAT-INDUCED TAS1 TARGET 5-like. NCBI's taxonomy places the organism in Eukaryota, Viridiplantae, Streptophyta, Magnoliopsida, Brassicales, Brassicaceae. The record is from RefSeq and is a predicted model, not a curated record.
CAUGAAUGCAAAAAAGCUUGUACGGAGGAGAAAAAGUUGCGAUUUUUCGUAGCCCUUGAUACGCUUGAUGACACAGGAUUAUGACAUCUGUGUUCUCCUCUCUAGGGUUUUCCCGAGUUACUCAUUCUCGUGUCUUGUGUAUAUAUACAAAAUGUUCUUAUUACUCGAUCUGCCUUUGGCUUAUUACUCUGUUUCUGCUUGCUUUGUGAGUUUCCCUUGGGUUGAAGUAAUUUCAGAUGGCACUCCCCCCCCCCUAUGAUCCCAGUUUCACAAUGGCAUUCAGAAUCGGCGAACCGACAGAGAUUGUGAAUGACCAAGAGCACGGUGAAUCUGCUUCUGCUGCAAUCGUAGCCGCUGAUCUGAUCAGCUCUGCACGGCUCGCACUUAAGCUGGAUAGCGUUCAUACUGAGUACUCAGCUCAGUAUUUGGUGGACAAUGCUGGCUCACACGGGCGCGAGCUCACUGUCAAAGGCUGCCUUAAGUGUGCGUUAAACAAAGGCAUACCGAAAGCAGAAGAUUGGCCACACUUGGGAUCUGUGUCAAAGCCCCCAUCAUCGUACAAACCUGCUCUCGUUUCCAUGAAAGGACAAGUGAUUGAGCCUAAGGAUAUUGAGGAAGCACGUGACUUGUUGGUGCAUCAACCUGUGGGAGCAAAACUGCAUGUGUUCAGUCCACACCUUGAACUUCAACAAGACGGAAUUUACUGUGGGUCCUCAGGUGAGCCAGCCAGAUAUGUUGGACUUAGAGAUGGGAUCAUUCUUAGAGUCGAGAAGAUCUAUGGAAGGUCCAUCGCGACAGUGAAGGUAUGGUACAAGAAUAAGUUCAUAAUUCUCAAAGUGGCUUUGAGCAGGAUGUUUUAUUACAACUCUCGAAGGGCGGGGCAGCCUCGCAUAGUAGGGCCAACAGGUCUGCUUGUUGACUUUUGUGUCCCACUCCUAUCCAUCGAUUAAGCAAAGAUGAUAUCUUAUCUAGUGGAAGAUUUUGUUACAGGAGCCUUUUUUAAUAUGUAAGACCCUUAAGAAGUUGAGAUCUCUACUUUCUUAAAGACAUAUAUUUUGGAUGAUGGAUUUGUCAUUAUAAGAUAUCAUGCAUCAAGGAUGGUCA